CGAUCACCAACUCUACAACCUGCAAACACUCUAAGAGGUAGGUGCACUAAUUGGAACAUUUACUAUUUUGAGGUAAGAGAAGGUACAAAACUCGUUAACAUGAGUGGAAACCUUGAUGUCGACUUGCGCUCUGACAUCUUGGGACGUGUUGGUACGCACAUAUCCACUGAUGAGCCAGAACCGGUGUCUGUGGAUACAGCAAAGCCGAAUAGCGCCACUUCGUCCGAGGGGAACCCCAUAUGUGACGAGGGGGCAUGUAUCAAGGCAUGCACCAGCAAUGCGUCUGGUGUUGCCUGCAACACCCAUACAGCGCUGUACGGCGAUCCUGUGAACAAUAAAGAUCAAGGCGAAGAUCCCGAGAACUCGGUUGUGCUCGAGCGCACGUCAAGGGUACAGCAGACCCAAGAGGCGCUUUGUGUCGAUCCUGUGAAUCCGAGCGAGAUCACGAGCAGGACUGUGUCGACAUCCUCUGUCCCAAUGGAUCUCGACGUGAGAAUCCCGCCUGUGAAGGACAGAGCAAGAACCAACUACAAGACUGUCAAUAUCAAGCUACCAGAUUUCGAAACUGGCGAACAGUACGAAAAGAGGGUAGCAGCCAGACGCGCGUUACUAAAGAAGGUGGUGCAACCACGGUGGUCUCCCCCACCCUACGACCCAACAUACGUACCUUACAGUGCCCCACCGGAGGAGCGAGUGAUCGAGGCGCUUCCUGUCUACACGCCCACGCCCGUACCAGGGAGGACUGCUCCAAAGCAGCAGAAACAAAUCAAGAUCACGCUGCCAGAUUUUGAGACGGGCCCCCAGUACGAAGCACGCAUGCGUGCCCGCGCUAUGAACAGGAAAACUGGAGGCGCUCAAUGUUCCACCACGUCUCCGGGUCCUUCCAUCCCAAAUAGUGAUACUCGAAAUGUAGGCUCUAACGUGUAUACACGCCUUCCCACUGCCGAGAAUAACGGAGACAACGAGGGGAGCGGUGAACAAAGUCAUACCAACUCCUGGGGAUCUUGGCUAUCGUGGUUGACGUGGACAAGCCACAACUGAUUUGUAUUCCAUGUUUUGUAAUACUAGUCGUAUUCCUACAAAUAUU
Molecule: messenger RNA, 1087 nt
Organism: Dacryopinax primogenitus
Lineage: Eukaryota; Fungi; Basidiomycota; Dacrymycetes; Dacrymycetales; Dacrymycetaceae
Exons: 2
Coding region: 100-1041 (313 amino acids)
Source: RefSeq, a predicted model, not a curated record